Messenger RNA from Polyodon spathula (Mississippi paddlefish), 889 nucleotides. RefSeq names its product sodium/potassium/calcium exchanger 5-like. The coding region runs from base 347 to 889 and encodes 180 amino acids. Lineage: Eukaryota; Metazoa; Chordata; Actinopteri; Acipenseriformes; Polyodontidae. Gene Ontology annotation, molecular function: calcium channel activity; calcium, potassium:sodium antiporter activity. The record is from RefSeq and is a predicted model, not a curated record. The transcript is spliced from 3 exons. Gene Ontology annotation, biological process: intracellular calcium ion homeostasis; calcium ion transmembrane transport; melanocyte differentiation.
UCGUGUUAUGCGCAUUCACUUGUGCAUGAUGAGAAUAUCACAGUGUUGGUCAUGCUUACAUGCUUGGCUAAUAAAGGUUAGAUGGUACUCUGUUCACAUUAUUUAGUGAUCUACUGUGUGCUUGACUUUUGUGUAUGCUAACUAUUAUGUAUAAAUGAUAUGUUUGCAUAGAUACAUGUUAUUUAUUAAAUAUACAGAGGCAAGUGUUCCAAUUCACUCAUUUAUAAAAUGUCUUGUUUCUUAUCAAUUUUAUGCAUACUACCUGCAUAGAGUUUCAGGCUUCAUUGGUUGGCUUAAAACUUCAAAGCAUAUCAUUUAAAAAGUGGAUUGAAACUUCACAAAUAGCAUGUUACAUUUUUCUGUUGUCUUUUUUCGAAGGUAUGAAGCUGCCUCUCUGUUACUGAUUUAUGUGCUGUACAUUGUGGUUCUUUGCUUUGACAUCCGCAUCAACCAGUACAUAUUAAAGAGGUUUAGUCCAUGCUGUCAUUGCCUGACUGAACCAAUGGAGGAGAGUAGUGAGCAGCAGUCAUUAGUUGGAUGGAAUGAAGACAGUGGAUUGUUGCUGCACAGGCAUUCCAGAACGGACAGUGGGAUCUUUCAGGAAGACUCGGGUUACUCACAGCUUUCACUUAGUUUACACGGACUAAAUGAAAUUUCUGAUGGUCAUCCAAGUGUCUUUACGAUACCUGAAGCAGACCUGAAGAGAAUUCUGUGGGUACUGUCCCUACCCAUCAUCUUAUUACUGUUUUUAACCAUUCCUGACUGUCGAAGGCAGUUCUGGAAAAGAUGGUUCUUGAUCACCUUCUUCAUGGCUGCAGUGUGGAUUUCUGCAUUUACAUAUAUCCUUGUCUGGAUGGUCACAGUAGUAGGAAGAUAUGGCAAUGUCUAA